This is a messenger RNA of Chelonoidis abingdonii (Abingdon island giant tortoise), 4269 nucleotides long. The record is from RefSeq and is a predicted model, not a curated record. Lineage: Eukaryota; Metazoa; Chordata; Testudines; Testudinidae.
AAGCAACAAGAGAAGGUGAAGGAGCAAACUGAUGAUGUGAACAGUAUUCUGCUAAGUGCCAUAGAUACUUUAGUUGAGCCACAACUAUUCAGCACAGAAUUAAAUGAUGUGAUAAAGAAUGUUUCGGGGUUCUAUGCAGAAAUAGAUGGCGCUAAAAAGGAAUUGCAAGAAAAACUAGCCAAUUCGUCUCGAUUUGAUGAUGAUUUGGUGCAGCAGGCUAUGGCAUAUGCACAGGAGCUUCAAAGACUUGCUGACCAGUUGGACCGAAAUUUACACAGUGUUGACACAAAUGGGUUGGUACAAAAGGCAUUAAAUGCCUCAAACGUGUAUGAAAAUAUUGCUACUUAUAUUGAGGAAGCUAAUGAAACUGCAUUACUGGCAUUAAACACAACACACAGACUCAGUGAUGCUGUAGUUGGAAUUGAUACUCAGAUCAUUUACCAUAAAGAUGAAAGUGAAAGGCUCCUCAAUCAAGCCAAGGAACUACAAGAGACAGCAGAUGCCAGUAAUGAUUUAACUGUUGCAGACACUAGUCGCCGUAUCGCUGGAACAAUUGCCAGAAAGGAUGCUCUGAAAAGCCGCUUGAUGAAAGCCAGGAAACAAAUUCAAUCGAUAGAGCAAGGUGAUAUUAGACAGCGUUUGGACCAAUCUAAACUCAUUACUCAAGAGGCUGUCAAUACUACCAUGGCAGUAACCCAGACUACUACCCCAAUGGCUAAGAGUCUGAAGAACUGGUCCCAGAACCUUCAGAACUUUAAACAUGAUGCAGUUGCUUAUGACAGUGCUGUGGACUCGGCUGGGGAUGCAGUGAAGAAUCUGACAGAGGUCAUCCCUCAGCUCCUGGAUAAACUGCGUACAAUAGACCAAAAGUUGCCAGCAAACAACAUUUCUGCCAGCAUUCAACGGAUCAGGGAGCUAAUUGCUCAGACUAGGAGUGUAGCAAGCAAGGUUCAAGUCUCUAUGAAGUUUGAAGGCCGAUCAGCUGUAGAAGUUAAUCCAAAAACGAACCUAGAUGAUUUAAAGGCUUUUACCUCCAUGAGCUUGUAUAUGAAACUUCAGAAAGACCACCCACAGCUGGCAGCAUCUCCAGAUAGAUUUGUUCUGUACCUUGGAAACAAAAAUGCAAAAGAUUAUAUGGGUCUUGCGAUCAAGAAUGACAACCUGGUGUAUAUUUAUAAUCUGGGAGGUCGAGAUGUGGAGAUACCACUGGACUCCAAGCCAAUCAGCUCUUGGCCUGCUUACUUCAGUAUCGUCAAAGUUGAGAGGGUGGGAAAGCAUGGCAAAAUAUUUCUAACUGUGCCGAGCCCUAGCAGCACAGCUGAAGAAAAAUUCAUCAAAAAAGGAGAGGUCCCUGGUGCUGACUCCCUUUUGGAUUUGGAGCCCAGAAAUACCGUCUUCUAUGUUGGUGGAGUGCCUUCAAAUUUUAAGCUCCCUCCCAGUCUGAACCUACCUGGCUUCAUUGGCUGCUUGGAACUGGCCACCUUGAAUGAUGAUAUAAUCAGUUUAUACAAUUUCAAGCACAUCUACAAUAUAAACACCACCACAUUGCCACCUUGUGCCAGAAAUAAGCUGGCCUUCACUCAGAGCCGAGCUGUGAGCUAUUUCUUUGAUGGCUCUGGCUAUGGUUUGGUGAAGAACAUUGAGAGAAGAGGAAAGUUCAGCCAGGUGACUCGUUUUGACAUAGAAGUUCAAACACCAACAGACAAUGGGCUUAUUCUCCUGAUGGUUAAUGGAAGUAUGUUUUUCAGUCUAGUGAUGCAGAAUGGAUUCCUGUAUCUGCGCUAUGACUUUGGCUUCAGCACUACCCCUGUGCUUCUUGAAGAUUCAAUGAAGAAGGCUCAGAUAAAUGAUGCAAAAUUCCAUGAGAUUUCUGUUAUAUAUCACAAUUCUAAGAAGAUGAUCUUGGUGGUGGACAGACGACAUAUAAAAAGUGUGGACAAUGAAAAGAAAGCAAUGCCAUUCACUGAUAUCUACAUAGGAGGAGCUCCUUCUGAGAUCUUGAAGUCCAGUAAUCUUAGCCCACACCUCACAGUAAAUACUGGUUUUAAGGGCUGCAUGAAGGGUUUCCAGUUUCAAAAGAAGGAUUUCAACUUGUUAGAGGAGCCAGGAACCCUGGGAGUCAGUUAUGGCUGUCCAGAAGAGUCACUUAUGUCCCGCAGAGCAUAUUUCAAUGGAGAAAGCUACAUUUCCUCCAGCCAAAAAAUGUCACUCUUUGAUGAGUUUGAAGGCGGCUUCAACUUCCGAACUUUGCAGCCCAAUGGGCUGCUAUUCCAUUAUGCUGAAGGACCAGAUAUGUUCUCCAUUUCUAUGAAUGAUGGUGCUGUGGUUUUAAAUGCUAUGGGAACUGAAGUUCAGUCAAAAGAGACACGCUACAAUGAUGGCAAAACCCAUUUUAUCAUUACCUCUGUCUCACAAGACAGAUUUGAGCUAAUAGUAGAUGACAAAAAACAUAGCAAAAAGAAUCCAGCUAGAGACAAAACAGAGCAAAAGCCUGCAAGUGCCAAGAAGUUCUACUUUGGUGGCUCUCCCAUCAGUACUCAAUAUGCCAAUUUCACUGGGUGUAUAAGCAAUGCCUACUUCAUCAGGUUGGAUCGAGAGGUUGAAGUGGAAGAUUUCCAGCGGUACCCUGAGAAAGUCCAAACUUCUCUUUAUGGAUGCCCUGUUGACUCCCCUCCAGUUGCCCUUCUCCAUAAGAAAGGAAAGAACUCUUCAAAAGCUAAAGGAAGCCAUAAUAAAAAAGUGGGAAGAGAAAAAGAAAGAACCUCAAAGGCAACUGGCCUCAAAAAUUUAGAUCAAGAAAUGAGUGUGCAAAGAGACCCUGACUGCCAGUUGUCCAAGAACCCCACGGCAAUUGAACAUGCAAACCAGUUUGGAGGAAUAGCAAACAGCCGGCAAGAGUUUGACCACAUACCAAAGAAUUUCAGUGACAGAUCACAGUUCUCCAUUAGUUUGAAAACUCACUCAUCCCAUGGAAUGAUCUUUUAUGCAUCUGAUCAAGAGGAAAAGAACUUCAUCACCCUUUUUGUUGCCCAUGGCCGGCUCAUUUUUAUGUUUAAUGUUGGUCAUCAGAAGCUAAGGAUUAAAAGCCAAGAGAAGUACAAUGAUGGGCUUUGGCAUAAUGUGAUAUUUGUUCGGGAAAAAAAUACUGGUCGUUUUAUAAUUGAUGGUCUCCGAGUAUUGGAAGAAAGUCUUCCUUCUGUUGAUAAUACAUGGCAAGUCAGUGGACCGCUUUAUAUAGGGGGUGUGGCUCCAGGAAAAGCUGUAAAAAAUAUCCAGAUUAACUCAGUCUACAGUUUUAAUGGUUGUCUCAGCAAUUUACAACUCAACGGAAGAUCAAUCACUUCUGCUUCUCAGACAUUCAGUGUGACUCCUUGCUUUGAAGGGCCAUCAGAAGCAGGAACAUACUUUUCAUCAGAAGGAGGAUAUGUAAUUCUUGAUGAAUCCUUCAGUUUAGGCCUGAAAUUUGAAGUUGUUUUUGAAAUACGUCCCCGAAGCAGUUCGGGAAUCCUAAUGCAUGGUCACAGUGUGAAUGGGGAGUACCUAAAUAUGCACAUGAAACAAGGACAGGUGAUAGUGAAACUGAAUAACGGAAUCAGAGAAUUUUCAACCUCAGUUACGCCAAAACAAAGUCUCUGUGAUGGCAUGUGGCACAGAAUUGCAGUUAUUAGAGCCUCUAAUGUGGUGCAGCUGGAUGUAGACUCUGAGGUAAACCAUGUAGUAGGACCUCUAAAUCCAAAAGCAGUUGACCAGAGGGAGCCUGUGUUUGUUGGAGGUGUGCCAGAGUCCCUUCUAACGUCCAGCCUGACCACACGCAACUCCUUCACUGGCUGCAUUCGUAACUUUGUGAUUGAUGGAAAGCCAGUGAGUUUCAGUAAAGCAGCUCUGGUCAGUGGUGCUGUGAGCAUCAACACAUGUCCAACAGCCUGAUACUGCACAGCAGCAACACUGCAAACUUCUUUACAGAACUGAAGGAAAAAAACAAGCAAAAGAAAUCAUGUUCUAUUCCAUUACUGCUGCUGGGGGAAAAUGAAAAUAUAUCAUCCAUGGGCUUUAUAUGAUAAAGCAAUUAUGCUUAGGGUCACUCACUUGAAAUUUCUCUGUGUGCAAACAAAAGACAUGAAGAGUAAACAGAAAUGUUAUUUCUACAAUGCUGUUACUAAACCACAAGAACAAGUUUCACAAUUCUUACAGUAUCUUUGUAGCAAGCCCUAUCACGCUGUCAAUGAAAUUGCUGAUGGAUUACAGAAUAAAGGCAAAUGAUUUUAAAUA